AUUACAGGAAGUAGAAUUUUUUGACAGCUGGCGGUGUCGGUUUUGAUAAGAAUGGCAGGUAACGGCGGGUUUCAAGCUUCGGGAGGUUACAAUGACAGGCCUCCGUCUUCUACUGGCAGCGGAGAACCAGAUGUGGGUGUUGAUCCUGCAAGCAGUAGUUUCUUUAACAACGAGUUUAAACGUCAUGAAGAUCUGAAGAUAAUGCUGGAUAGUAACAAAGAUUCACAGAAACUUGAUGCUAUGAAGAGAAUUAUUGGAAUGGUGGCUAAAGGCAAGGAUGCCUCAGACUUAUUCCCUGCAGUGGUGAAGAAUGUGGUCUGUAAAAAUCUAGAGGUGAAGAAGCUUGUGUAUGUGUACCUGACAAGGUACGCCGAGGAACAGCAAGACCUUGCCCUCCUAUCUAUCAGUACAUUCCAAAGAGCUCUCAAGGAUCCAAACCAGUUGAUAAGAGCAAGUGCCCUGCGUGUAUUGUCUAGUAUAAGAGUACAAAUGAUCGCCCCAAUUAUGAUGUUGUCAAUUAAAGAAGCUGUGAUGGACAUGUCGCCGUAUGUCAGGAAAACUGCGGCUCAUGGUAUCCCUAAACUAUACAGCAUUGAUCCAGAGUUGAAAGAUCAGCUCAUUGAAGUGAUUGAGAAGCUUCUGGCAGAUAAAACUACUCUGGUUGCUGGCAGUGCGAUACAGGCAUUUGAGGAAGUGUGCCCGGAGCGUACCGACCUUAUACAUAAGAACUAUCGUAAGUUGUGUAACCUGCUGGUAGAUGUGGAGGAAUGGGGACAAGUUGUCAUCAUCAACAUGUUGACUCGUUACGUCAGGUCACAGUUCAUUAACCCCAAUGAUGAUAAUGUUGGGGAUGAGGUGGACAAACCAUUUUACGAGUCAGAGAAGGACAGUAAUGAAGAUGAAGAUGAUGAUGAUGACGAUGAUGAUAAGGCCAAGGCUAAAACAAAACCUAGACAAUAUAUCAUGGACUCUGAUCAUAGGCUUAUUCUAAGACAGUGUAAACCCUUGUUGAACAGCAGAAAUGCUGCUGUUGUGAUGGCCGUAGCUCAGUUGUACCACCAUUGUGCACCAAGGUCGGAGGUGUCCACGGUUGCCAGGUCUCUCAUUCGACUCCUCAGAUCUCACACAGAAGUACAGUAUGUGGUGUUAAGUAACAUAGCAACGAUGUCGUUGAAACAGAAGGGAAUGUUUGAGCCGUUCUUGAAGAGUUUUUACGUAAGAUCUAAUGAUGCCACCCAUAUCAAACUUCUGAAGUUGGAAAUCUUGACGACUUUAGCCACAGAGACUAACAUUGCUACAAUACUUAGAGAACUACAG
This is a messenger RNA of Ruditapes philippinarum (Manila clam), 1317 nucleotides long. RefSeq names its product AP-3 complex subunit beta-2-like. Lineage: Eukaryota; Metazoa; Mollusca; Bivalvia; Venerida; Veneridae. Gene Ontology annotation, cellular component: membrane coat. Gene Ontology annotation, molecular function: clathrin binding. Gene Ontology annotation, biological process: vesicle-mediated transport; intracellular protein transport. The record is from RefSeq and is a predicted model, not a curated record.